Molecule: messenger RNA, 1635 nt
Organism: Cotesia congregata
Lineage: Eukaryota; Metazoa; Arthropoda; Insecta; Hymenoptera; Braconidae
Source: the annotation of a GenBank genome assembly
UAUAAGUACAACCGAGGGUUUUUACUUGCCAGUUAUAGUUUUUUACUCAAACGUUUAGUGUCUACAGUUAUUAUGAGUUACUGUAAGCUUAUUUUAUUUCUGUGGUUUGUGACUGUGCUACAGGUUAUGGGCCAGCUUGAGGAUCAUUUUAAUGAGAAAUGGAUUGUUGUUAAUAGAACUAAUUUUUAUAGGUGCUUGAGGUACUGUAUUGAUGAUUUUGAAUCUCAGGCGGAGUAUUUAAAUAUUUUGUGGAGUGAUAAUCAAUUUCUUGAUCAAGGAUCAGUACCGAUCAUUGGAAGAGCAUUAGAAUCAACAUGCGACACUUCAAUAAAAAUCGACUGCAAUAAUUCAUUUGCUGACUUGCCAACUAAACUGGAGUCAAUGACUAGAAAAUACGAGUUUGUAAAUGAAUUAAAAUUUAAAGUCAACAGCGAGACCGAAUUACUGCAAUUUACAAUAACGGGAAAUAUUUCAUGGCUUAUGCUGCAAAUUCCUCUAAGAGCUAGAAAAAAAUCAACAGAAACGUCAUUGUCAUUAAAAAAAAAUAUACAGACAUCAGAAAAUUAUUUUCUGAUAAAAAAUCCACCGCCCGGCGAGCUGAAACUUAAAAUAAACGAAGAAGACUUAGAUCCGUGGAAUAAUAUAACUAUGAUGGUAAUAAAUAAAUCAACAAGUUUAUCACGAAUCGACUUACCUAGUCGUAUAGAUUCUCGUGAAGAUGAUUCCAGCUCAAAAAUGAACCAGGAAAUUUAUGAAGUCGACGAAGUUUUAGUUUCUGGAAACAAAAAUAUUGAAAGAAUGGAUUUAACGCAAUUGGAAAAUGAAAAUGAACUUACUAAGAAGGAUAGUAUUGUUGACAUUGCCUACGAGACUAAAUUAGUAGUGAUGCCGGGAUUCAUUUAUACUAUUUGGUUCUCUGUUACAAAUAACGGUAAUUCUGACGUUCUGUAUCAGUUUGACGUACGCAGUAGCCAAUAUCAAAUUAUUUGUGGUGUCAAACCAAGUUGGAUCCACCCUGGACAGACGCUAAAUAUUCCAGUACAAAUAGCGGUGCCGAGAAACGCAAACGAAUUUUAUGUCAAUACUGUCAGUCUGUCGGUCAAAGGCAAUAAUUUUGGAGAAAUUUCUAAAUCUGCGUAUAUUUAUAUACAGAAUUCUACUGGCGUGAUAGUGAACAGUAAAGAACCAGAGAUAGAAGUUUACUUCAAUGAUAAUUGUUUCGGUAAAUCAAGCCGAGACCGGUGUAGCUUGAGCCAAUGGAGCGCCGAAAUUCUAGUGAAAAAUGACCAGUCUGGAGUUAAGAACGUGAUAUCAGAGCCAGCGGGUAUUCAGCCUUUGACAAGCUUUAUCGCUGGUACUAAAUCUCCAGUUUACUUUUACUACAGCUCGACUUGCUGCAACAAACUCGUGAAGCUCCGAGUUAUUGACAUCAACCAGAACUCUUUUACUAAAACAGUCGACGUGACAGCCUGGGACAAUUUAACAACCGGGGAAAUAAUAGCUGCUGUAGUUGGAACGAUACUUAUUCUGGUUAUUUUGAUAAUAAUUGUCAUUGUGUGUGUUAAUUGUGUAAAAAAACGUAAAAACGCAGACCUUACUUACACCCAACGAUACGGAUCACGACCAACGCCUUAG